AUGGCUGUAGCAACUCGACGUCGACCCAACACAAGCGCGCCGGGAGAUGGCUCGCGCACCAUGACGAUUACCAGCGCACCGCCACAGGAGGAGGAUGGUUCCGGAGAAGUAAGCGACAGUGGAGAGGGACCAAGUGAGGUCGGAACAUUGCGGCUCCGUGGCGAGCUUCCACCACGGUCAGCGGGCAGGAGACGGGUUGUGUGGGAUGCCGAUGUUGUUGACAACGAAGGUUGUGGACGGAAAUCAUCCAAGAUCUGCUGCAUCUACCACAAACCGCGCAAUUUCGACGAGUCCUCCUCAGAAAGCGACUCGUCUGAUUCUGGAGACGACUCGUCAGGAGAGGAGUAUGAUGCGAGAAUCGCAGCGAGACGGAGAUUAGAGCAACGACAACACGAACGAUCCCAUCCUCACCCACAUUCCGACUCUGAUGGCGCCGCUGAAAUUGAUUCAACGAUCACACAACUGGAGCAGCCACCGCCCACCACGAACGCCUACGAGAAGGCUCCACCGUCUUCCUCACGCAAAGGCAAGGCACGACGCAAAUCUGGCAAGUGUUCCUUCGUCGCUUUAACUUUUGCCAAUCUAUUCCAGGUUGAUUAG
Messenger RNA from Mycena indigotica, 600 nucleotides. RefSeq lists its product as uncharacterized. The record is from RefSeq and is a predicted model, not a curated record. Gene Ontology annotation, molecular function: protein phosphatase 1 binding; protein serine/threonine phosphatase inhibitor activity. Bases 1 to 600 code for a protein of 199 amino acids. Gene Ontology annotation, cellular component: nucleus. The transcript is spliced from 2 exons. Lineage: Eukaryota; Fungi; Basidiomycota; Agaricomycetes; Agaricales; Mycenaceae.